CGGCUGCCGCCCUAGGGUUCGAGAUCACGUCGUCGAGAUCUCUUCCGUCGAACACGCGACCGCCUCUUACGACAGACGGGCGGCCGUUUCAAGUCUCAAAUCGAAAGAGCCGGAGAAGCGCAAGAACCAAAGCGAACACCGGCGGAAUCAAGAGAAGACAAGAGGCAAUCGGAGCCGCUCGGUAUGGGUUUUGCGCAGCUCGUCAUCGGACCUGCUGGAAGCGGCAAGUCGACCUACUGUUCUAGUUUAUACGAACAUUGCGUGGCUGCGAGAAGGACUAUUCAUAUAGUGAACUUGGACCCAGCGGCUGAACAGUUCAACUAUCCUGUCGCUAUGGAUAUUAGAGAGCUCAUAUCUUUGGAUGAUGUUACGGAGGAACUUGGCUUGGGCCCUAAUGGAGGGCUUCUCUACUGCAUGGAACACUUUGAAGAUAACUUAGAUGAUUGGUUGGCAGAUGAGCUUGAGAACUAUUUGGAUGAUGACUAUCUUAUUUUUGACUGUCCAGGUCAGAUUGAACUCUUUUCCCAUGUCCCUGCUUUAAAGAACUUUGUGGAACAUCUAAAGCGUAAGAAUUUCAAUGUUUGUGCUGUAUACUUGCUUGAUUCACAGUUCAUGACUGAUGUGACAAAGUAUAUAAGUGGUUGUCUUGCGUCUCUUUCUGCUAUGGUUCAACUUGAACUACCUCAUGUCAACAUUCUUUCAAAGAUGGACUUGGUGCCAAACAAAAAGGAUGUUAAUGAUUAUUUAAAUCCUGAAGCAUCAGUUCUACUGUCUGAAUUGAAUCAGCAUAUGGCUCCUCAAUUUGCAAAGCUAAACAAGGCUUUGGCAGAACUGAUUGAUGAUUUCAGCAUGGUUAACUUCAUACCCCUUGACUUGAGGAAGGAUAGCAGUAUUGCAUACGUGUUAUCGUAUAUUGACAAUUGCAUCCAGUUCGGUGAAGACGCAGAAGUGAAGAUUAGAGAUUUUGAUCCUGAGGAAGAUGUAUAAAUUCCAUUUCUUCGCCUAAGAAAGUUAAAGAGUGUUGCUGGAUGAGGAUCUGAACUGGGAGUCUAGGAAGAGGCUUAAAGAAUGGGACCAAUUGAAUCCUAAUUAUCUGUGGGCUAAGUUUGCUCGCGUGUAUUAGUUUUGCUAAGCUAGUCUUGAUCAUUCGACCAUAUGAACUAAGAUCUAUCACUUUUACUAAUUCUUUUUCUGUCUUUUGUCCAUAUUAGCUGCAAUGAAAACAUUUAUAGUAUUGACUAA
This is a messenger RNA of Zingiber officinale, 1242 nucleotides long. RefSeq names its product GPN-loop GTPase 3-like. Gene Ontology annotation, molecular function: GTPase activity. Bases 184 to 987 code for a protein of 267 amino acids. The transcript has 10 exons. NCBI's taxonomy places the organism in Eukaryota, Viridiplantae, Streptophyta, Magnoliopsida, Zingiberales, Zingiberaceae. The record is from RefSeq and is a predicted model, not a curated record.